Diaporthe citri is the source of this 453-nucleotide messenger RNA. RefSeq lists its product as uncharacterized. The coding region runs from base 1 to 453 and encodes 150 amino acids. The transcript has a single exon. NCBI's taxonomy places the organism in Eukaryota, Fungi, Ascomycota, Sordariomycetes, Diaporthales, Diaporthaceae. The record is from RefSeq and is a predicted model, not a curated record.
AUGCCGCCCUUGCACUGCUCCUGCGCAGAGCCAGGCCCGGGUUUCCCAUUUGACAAGGAGAUAUGGAAUCGAACUGUCAAGGACUACUACUUACGAGCCCCCCAAAAAGAGCCCCAAGAACAACAAGAGGCCGCCACAGGAGACGAGUCAAGGGCCGAUGAAAAUGCGGAUCAAAACCAUCCUAUUCCUAGUUUCAUUGACCUCGUCACAAACCGCCGCCCUAUCGAGCCUCGCUGGCUUCAUCGCUUGCGCCACGGCAGAGAUUCUCUGGAAUAUGCUCUUUGUGUCAACCUGGCAGACGUUCAGCGAAUGCAACUGCGUCUGCUACAGGGGCGCCUCACAUGGCUUGCACUGUCAGCCGGAUUCGACAAGGACUACGGUGAUAGCGCGGGUGUAAUCACUCAACUGGGGCCGACGCUCCGAGAUUAUGGUUGUGGCCGUCGGUACUCUUGA